Messenger RNA from Emericellopsis atlantica, 2065 nucleotides. RefSeq names its product RTC4-like domain-containing protein. Lineage: Eukaryota; Fungi; Ascomycota; Sordariomycetes; Hypocreales; Bionectriaceae. The coding region runs from base 315 to 2024 and encodes 569 amino acids. The record is from RefSeq and is a predicted model, not a curated record. The transcript has 2 exons.
GAGAGACGCAGUCGCUCCGUUUGACGCGUGAAUGUGCACAGUGACACCGACGCUGCUGACUGAAACUUCGAUUGAGCGAGGAGAGCGUGAACCCACUGCAGCUUCAACCUCAUACGCCAAAUCGUUUGUCAUUCGUUACAACCCAGCGCUGCCGACACGCGGCAUGAUCACCUCCUCGAACUGGUUCUGAUCUACUAUGAAUCCAUGAGUGAUCAGAAGUCAUCCAGGCGUCCUUUCCGACAUCUCACUCUGGCCAGGUAUCGACUUUUCAGUCACCGAUCCGCGUGCCUGAUGAAGACCUCAGCUCACAAGAUAUGCCAUCUCGCAUAGUCGGCCUUUCGAAAGCGCAGAAACCCACCAGGCUUCUGCGGACAAUCAAGGACAGGGACGAGGACCAUAUGACGGACUAUGUGGAAGACCGCAUGGGAAGGUUCCGUCGUCAGCUGCAAGCCUCGCGAACUCAAGCACCAUCCUCGUCAAAGUCUAAAGCAAAAGUGCUCGAUGAAGGCGUUUCUAAUGGGGGGACUGAACCCAUCCGCCCAAAGAAGAAGAUGGAUGCUCAAAAGCCUCGCCUAACUCUGCCUGACCUUUCGGACGAAGAAGACGCUGAACCGGAUCGGGGUCACAUUCACAAGACGGACUUUACCAGGCCAGGUCAGAAGUCCAAUGGCAAGGAACAGAGGCGGUCCAGGAUAAGCCCCCCUGGUCAAGAUCACACCGGCGCCAAAGGGGGCAAAGGCAAAGGGGUUCAGAAACGAUCAAAGGAGACAUCUCCGGCGCCUGAGCCACGAUCAAAGCGUGCAAGGCGAGACUCGCCGAAAAGUAACGCAGUAAAACGCAAUGUGUUUGGAGAAGAGGUCAUGGACCGGAUCAACGGUCAGAAGAAGGCGAUAAAAACCUAUGGGACGCAGAAAGCGAAAGCCCCUCCCUCAAGCCAGGAGAGAAAACUGACUGCUAUGGAACGAAAAUUUGGGCAGGCAGGGACCACAAAGCUCAGCAGUUCGCAAGGGAGUGUAUCGCUAUCACAGGCUUCGCAAGGCUCGGCCCGCAAAGGAAGUCCUCCUCUGGAAAACCCGAAAUUCCAGUCGUACGGCUUGGAUCUCUCCGACUCGGCAAAAGCCAAGUCAAAAACACACAGAGCUCCGAGUAUAGGUGGUGACUUUGAUUCGUCGCCUGUACAAGGCGAGGGCUUCAAGAAGGUUAAUGACAUUAUUCCCUCGUCUCCUAGCGAAGCGCCCCGAGUCACCACAUACAGCGACUUGGACGAUACGCCGAAAGCAAAGGGGAGAUUUACACUACCAGAACUCACGGCGUCCCCCACCGGGACAAACACAGCGAGAGAAGAUAGCCCGAUACCGAUAUCUCUCACCUCAAAAUCGACACCAAACCCUUCGCAAGAGGAGCCACGCUCAGCGAGCUCCCUGCCAGUAAGACCUGCGGCUAAGCCGACGGUUUGCCCGUGGUGCCAAGAGCCCGUGGACGCCCAGAUGCUGGCAUCCUUCUCCAAGGGGAAAGGAAAGCGACUCAACGUCAAUCAGCAAACCCGCUUCUGCCGCAAGCACCGGAGGGAAACAGCCCUGGAACAGUGGUCGGCCAAGGGAUAUCCUGAGAUCAAUUGGGACGAGCUGCCAGACCGCAUCGCAUCUUACAAUGAGCCUCUGCACGAAGUCAUCCUGGACGAUGAGCCGUCACACUACCGCAGGGUAUGGGCUGAGAAGAUUGCAAAGGGCGCCGAUCGCGUCAUGAAGAAGGAGGAGAACAUGAAUCCGGGCUACUACGGUCCCAGAGGGUUUAAUCUCUUCGGCGAUCAGUUAGUUCCUAUGUUCCAAAGUGUGCUGAGGGAGAGGGCACUCGUGGACAAGGUCAUCUCAGGACGAGGGGCUGUCGCGUUCAUCCAGUCAGUGCUGCUGCCAGAAUUGGCCGUCCGGCUGAUUAGCGAUGACAUGCUUGUCACGCUGGAAGAGGCACGACAGAUCAUGGAGGACAGCAAGCAGCUAGGGGAGCUGGUGCACGAGGAGUUGUGAAAAUGGUUGGGGAAAUACUGGCAUAACGACUAGAGCCAUUA